UCGCUGCGAGCCGCCGUGUUAUCGUUUUGAGCGUCGUUCCGUUCCGUGCAAUUUGCGAAAAAGUGUCGGAAAAUUAAGGAAAAAUAUGCUAUCUCCAAGUGCCAACUUGUGAGGGUAUAGAACUAAUCCAAAUACCAGUGGUUUUUCCGCAUAGCCGGCGUUUUUCCAUUGGCCGUAACAAGAAAACUCUUUUUUUUCCCCUUGUGUACGUGUGUGCGCCGUGUGCUACUGUGCGUGUGUGUUAGUGUGCUGGUGUGAGCGCGUGUGUGUAUGUAAAGAAAACGCCGCACACUGCGAAAAUUUUCCUUUCCCCAACGGUCUAAUAUAACCGCUAAAAUUGUGGAAAAACAGGAGAAAACCCCGAAGCGGAAGAAGAAGACUGCAGCCAGUAAAAUGUCUGCAGUUUAUUCGCCGCAACCGCCGCAGCAGCAGCAGCCGCAACAGCAGCAGCAACUGCAGCAGCAGCAGCAGUUGCAGCAGCCUCCCCCACAACAACAACAGCAGCAGCAGCAACAACAGCCGCCCCCUAAUUCCGCCCCCAAUCAACAGCCUCCAGGAUCAGGAGUGGGUCCCGGCGGAGGGGGAGGCGGCGGCGGAAUCCUGCCGAUGGGAAUGCAGCAGCAGCAGCAACAACAACGACCGCCCAUGGGCGUGCCGGGAUCGCCGGGCAGCAUCAUCUCGGGCGGCGGCGUAGGCGGAGGAGGAAUCGGCGGCGGGGGCGGACUAAUGGUCACCCCACCGUCCACACCACGCGGUGGCUCCAAUCUGCAAGGAGGCGGCGGCGGAGGGGGCGUGCCACCGCAAGUCAACUCCGCGCAGAUACAAAAGAUGCUCGACGAGAACUGCGGCCUCAUCCAAACGAUCCAGGACUUCCAGAGCAUGGGCAAGGCGCAAGAGUGCAUGUCCUACCAUGUCGCCCUGCACCGCAAUCUGGUCUAUCUCGCCCAGCUGGCAGAUCCCGCCAUGAACAUCUCACAAAUACUGCCGCCGCCGCACAUCCUCCAAACGCAGGCGAUGCAGCAGGGCGGCCAGCAGACGCCACCGACCGGGCCGCACGGGAUGCUGGGCGGUCCGCCGCAGCAGCAGCAGGUGGGACAGGGACCGGUGCCGGGUCAGCCAGGUCAGGGUCCGCCGCAGAUGGGCAUGCAGCAGCACGGCGGCGAUCCCCAGGGACCGCCUGUCCAGAUGCCGCCCUACGGCGCCCAGCAGCAACAGCAGCCGCAGCCACAUCCAGGCCUGCCGCCGGGAGCCCAACAGCAAUCUCAACAGCAGCAGCAACAGCAACAACAACAACAGCAGGCGGCGGCUGCAGCAGCGGCGGCAGCGGCCGUGGCCGCCGGCCAACAACAAGGGCCGCAGGUCAGCCAAGCGGGUCCGCAGUCCCAGCAGCAGCAGCAGCAUCCCGUCUACCGCAACGCCCAGGGCCAGGGUCAACCGGGUCCUGGCCAGGGACCUGGUCAGGGUCAGGGACCCGGUCAGUCCGUCAUCAAUCCGAAUGCAGCGCCCAAUCAACAGCGUCCCAACAACGGACCCCUGCCCGGACCCCAGAAUCCCCAGCAGCAGCAACCGCAGCCCGGAGGCCAACAGCCGCCCAACCAGCAGCAGCAGGGCGGACCCGGCGGGCCAGGACCCCAGCCGGGAGCCGGAGGACCCGGUGUCCCGCCGCCGCAGAGUCCGUACCGCGUCAGCUACCAGCAGCAACAGCAGCAGCAUGGCCACUACCCGGGCUAUCCGCCACAGCCGCAGACGCAGUACCAGCCGCAGGGCGCCUAUCCCUACGGCCCGCCAACCCAGGGCUACGGCCCACCGCCGCCGGGGCCCCCGAACGCGGCCCAAGGUGGCUACCAUCACGGUCCAGCCGGUGCGGCGGCGGGAGCCAGCGGGCACGGCUACCAGCCAAAUGCCGGAGCCGGACAGGGACCGCCGCCGGGAGCCUAUCCGCCGCCACCCGGCAGCCAGCAGGUUCCUCCGGUGCCGGGACAACAGCAACCGCCGCCGGGACCACCGCCACCCGGACAAAUGUACGGUCCACCGCCGACCGGAGGGCAGCAACCGCCGCCGGGACCGCCGCAGAGUCAAUACGGUCCGCCGCCGCCCCAGAAUUCCGCCGGAGGACCGCCCCCAAUGGGCUAUGCGGGCUAUCCGCCAAAUCCCGGACAGUAUGGUCAGGCGGGAGCGGGAGGAGGACCACCGCCCGGUGGCUAUGGACCACCACCGCCGCCCACGGGCAGUGGCCAGAGUCCCUAUCAGGCCUACCAGCAGCACCAGGCUGCCGGUGGCGGAGGAGCGGGCGCACCGCCGGGCAGUAGCUACCCGGGUGGACCGCCCACCAGCGGAGCAGCACCACCACCACCGCCGGGCGGUGCCUACAGCACCACGGCGCCGAGUCAGACGCCACCGCCACAAGGAGGAGGCGGAGCAGGUGGUGGCAACACCAAUCCCAAUGGGCCCAACGCACAGCAAUCGACGCCGCCGCCGCAGGGAGGAGCUGGCGGUGGAGCAGGGCCCAGCGGACCCGGCGGAGCUGGCCAACAGUAUGCUGGGCCACCGCAGCAACAGCAGCAGCAACAACAGCCACCGGGCGUCGUGGUUUCCGGUGUGGCGCCGCUGCCGACGCAGGUCCAGCCCACAUACUCGACUCCGGGCAAUUACAAUCAACAACCCGGUGCUCCGCCGCCGCCCAAUCAGCAGCAACAACAGCAGCAGCAGCAGGCACCGCCGUCGGCUGGAGGAUCCGCAGGCGGAGGAGGAGCACCCAAUGCCCAGGGUAGCCAGCAACCGCCUCCGAAUGGCGCCACACCGCCGAUGCCACCGAAUCAAUACCAACCGGCGCCGGGAGCACCACAAGGUCCCUAUGGAGGACCGCCACCACCACAAGCCUACGGACCACCGCCACCGGGAAGCGCCUAUCCCGGACACGCUUACCAUCAACCACCCCAGGCCGGUGGCUAUGCACAAUAUCCGCCCACGCAGGGCUACCAGGGCUAUAGGCCCGCCGGGGCACAGAUGCCGCCGCCAGGAGCACCACAGGGGCCACCACCCACCGGCGCAUACGGUUACUACAGCCAACAACCGCCUCAAUGAGGAAGGGACAGCCUAUUACCGCCGCUGCCACCUGGCUGUCUCCACAACAAGUAAUUCCCCGCUGGAAUUCGCUGGUUAAGGCUGGACAGGGUUCACUGGCUGACCACCAGCGGUUGUCGUGGAGGACAAGGAAAUCCGAAGAGGAUCGGCCAGUUGGAGGAGGAUGUGCAGCGGGAUAGCAGCGGUAAUAGCACAACUAGAUGAGGACGUGGACGAGAAGGAGGAGGAGGAGGAGCGGGAAAUGGUCAGAUAAAAAAGAUUAAGAUAAAUUAGGCAUAUGAUUUAGAAUUGUAUCAGAUAAAGGCGCAGGGGGAGGAGUACGAUUAGAGCUAAGAGUAGAAACCGGAACAGAAGAAGUAGGAGUAGGAUUACGAAUAGGAGAAAGAGAGGAGUAAGCAUAAGACUAAAAGUAGAAGAAAGUACGGCAGAAAAGUAUAGAUGAAGGAUUGAGAUGAAAAUUCAGGGUUCCCAAAAAAAAGCAACAAUUUCCUCGAAUUUCGGUUGAGCUGACAUCUUGUCCAAAGGAAAACUGGUUUAACGUAAUACAAAAUUUAACAGUUUUUGUGAUACAAAACUGGUGGAUAGGUAGCUCCUAAAAUCAGUAAGAGCAUACAAAAAAUCGAACCGAAACAGAAGAACUAGAAAAGAAGAACACGAAGUGUAGUCCGUCAAAACAAAGGCGAUUUAGGAUUAAGUAAGCAGAUUAAAAUGUGCAAGCGAACAAGAAACCGUGUCCUAGGCCCAAAAAACCAGACAAAAUGGGUGGGUCGAUUUUUAGGGAACGCAAAACAAGAAAAUGGUUGGGUUCGGUUAUGAAAGUGUCAGUUUCCAUGUAUUGUAAAGCGCUUAAAGCGAAUCUGCAACAAAACUAGAGGAAAGCCUAAAUUGUGCGCAGUUUUUUAAAAAUAACUUUGUGUUUUUUUACGUCAUAUGAUAUUUUAUUUUUAUACACCUUUAGAUUUUUAAUGAACUGUGUAGCCUCCAGACAAUUGUGAACGAUUUUGGCAUCAGAGCUAAUGGUUCUAUAUCUUAAAUACUUUAAGGGUUUUCAUAGAACUACCCAAGUUUCUACUACUUAUAAUAGUUCAUUGAUUAACCUGCCCUUUUUCCAGUUUUUACUUAUCCAUACCAAUCGACUCAUCCUAUAAUAUAUUUAAUAAUUCAUUCUCGUAAGUAGGUUCCGCUCCUCUUUAAAAAACGAUUAUUCUAAACGAUUUAUUCAUUAAUAUAUAUAUAUAUACUUAAGUGUAUGAAGCAGGACGAUGGAGCAGCAAAAUAGUGCAUGUUUUAACAUAAAUAACCCACUAACUAUUUAAAAUAUUUUUUUUUGUGUUCUUGUAGAUGUCUGUUUUUAAAGUUCAUGCUUUUUUUGUGUAGCAAUUUUUUAUUAUCCUCGCUCCCUGUUUUCUUCCAAUACUUUUUUUUGAGGAGAAAUAUUGUAAUUUGUAAAAUCCACACAUAUUUAUACGAUAAGCUUACAUUUACUAUUUAAAGUAAAACUAAAAACUAUAAAUAGCAAGAUAAAAUCAUGAAUAAACCUUACAUUUUAAAUAAUUCAAGAAGCAAAAAUAAUCUAUACAGAAAGCUUGGGAACAUUUUGGAAAUUAUUAAAACUUCGACCAAAAGGAUAACGAGCGGAGUACAGUUAGCACUCUCCAUACAGAUAAAAAUAAUGUCAAUAAACCUAACACAUCCUUGAAUAUUAUAAUUAACUUGGAACUAUUUGAUAUGUAAACUGAAAAACUUAUUAGUAGGUACUGUUAACAAUUAUUAAAAUUCUUUGCUUGCGCUUUAGAAUUCCAAAUUGAUAUCUAAAUUAUUUAUUAAAUAAAGAAAUUAUUUAAGGUUAGCUAAAAUGUAACCGUAAGAGAUGGAAAUUAUAUUGGAAACCGUUUUUGGGACCUUCCUAGAAAUGUAAAAUUUAAAAAGAUAUUUCCGCAAGUUCCACUAGACAUAAGAUAUUUCUCGCUCUUAUUGAGAGCCUGGCUACUUCUGCGCUGCUCUAAUCCGAUCUGAUAUAAUCUGAUUCGAUAUACCGAUUAUUUCAUGAUCCACAUCGAGACAUUUAGAUAUACAUAUGUGUAUCAAAUAGCAUUUAGAAAUUUCUAUUUUCAAAAUGCAAAAUAAAAAAUUGAAAAAGUU
This is a messenger RNA of Drosophila rhopaloa, 5226 nucleotides long. Its product is annotated as basic proline-rich protein. Gene Ontology annotation, cellular component: nucleus. Lineage: Eukaryota; Metazoa; Arthropoda; Insecta; Diptera; Drosophilidae. Gene Ontology annotation, biological process: positive regulation of transcription by RNA polymerase II. Gene Ontology annotation, molecular function: transcription coactivator activity. The record is from RefSeq and is a predicted model, not a curated record.